AUGGGAAAGCACAAGGAACGCCUGGACAAGCUGCUCCGCGAUAUCAACAAAGCCGCGGGCGAGUUUCCCGGGACGACCCCGCGGGACGACCCGGGCGAUGAUGAACUCCUCGGAAGCGACGACGACACGAGCUCCUUCUCGUCCGGCUCGGACCUCGACCUCGACAAGCUCGACGCGGAGGUCGCGGCGGGAUCCAGGCUCGACGCCAAGGUGGCCGCGAGGACCGCCAAGCUCGAGGAGCGGCUCGCGUCUCUGAUCGCCGAGGCGCGCAAGAAGGACGAGCGGCACGAGGAGCGCCUGCGCAUGAAGGAGGCGGAGUUCGAACGCGAGCGCGCUCGCAUGAUGGACGCGGUCGCCCUGUUGAAGGACAAGCAGGCGGAGAUCGAGAGGCUCGCGCCGCCCCUCCGCCAAGCCAUCGCGCAGGCGAAGGACGACAUCCGCGUCCUGACGUGCUCGCAGGAGCGCAUGCAGGAGCUCACGCGCCGCAAACAGGAGGACCUCUCCCUCGCGGAGUUCGCCAUCCUGCGAAUCCACCAGGAAACCGGAGAACUUCGACAGGAGCUCGACGUGACGCGCAUCGAGCGCGACGCCCUCAAGGACGCCAACGCGAGGCUCGACGUCGACAACAAGCGGAUGGCCCGCGAGCUCAAGCGCGUCACGUCCUCCGUCGACGCGGACGCUCGCGAGUCAACCGCCGAUCGCGAAGCGCUCCAACGACGAUGCGAUCGACUCGGCCGCGACCUCGAAGACGCGCUCGUCAAGGUGGAGGUGCUCUCCGCCAAGGGCGCGAUGUACGACGAGGUGGCCGCCACCGUCGACAGGCUCACCAAGCGCGCCGCGGAGGCUGAGAAGGAAGCCGCGGGCGCCGUCUCCGAGGCGAAGAUCCUUCGACAGGAGAAGACGACGUUGGCUUCGCAGCUCGAGUCCCGCCGGCACCAGUGCGAGCUGCUCCAGCAGGACAAGGCGUACCUGUCGAGGGAGGUGGAGAGCGCGAGGGAGCGCGAGCGCAGGUGGGAGGAAGAGGAGGACCGCCUGAGGGAGAAGGCGAGGGCGCUGCGAACGCAGGCGGAUGAUCUGAGGGAGAAACUCGCGACGGGUCACGCCGAGCUGGCGGACAAGCACGAGCAGAGGCUCGUGGGCGAGAUCGAGCGACUCCAGACCAAGGCCCAAGAGGACCUCGAACGGCUGCGGGAGGAGCACGCGGGGGCGAGGGACCGGGAGAUCAGGGCGCUGAGGGACCUGCGGGACGCCGCGGUUGCCGACGCCGCCGUCGCUCGCCGGGAGCUGUCCGACCUUCGCAAGGGGUACGACGAUUUGCUCGCGUCGCACCGCCUCGCGAUGAAAAACGCCGACGUCCACGCCGCCGAAACGUCGGGGCAGCUCCGGAUGAAGUCGAUGGAGCUGGAGCGCGUGACGAUGCUCCACGGCGAGGCGACGAGCGUCGCCAAGGUGCUCAGGAUCGAAUGCGACACGCUGACGAAAAAAGUGAGGUUGCUCGAAUCGCAGUACCUCGCGCUGGAAUCGUCGGCGAACCGCGCGAGGACCGAAUCCGACAUGACGGUCGCGGAGAUGGCCGCCAGGCUGUCGCAUUACGAGGGCCUGGAGCGCGAGCUGGACGAGGCGGUGAUGCGACAGGCGGCGGGCAAGGAAAACGUCGGAGGAGGAGGAGGAGCCGACGUAUCCGUCUCCGGAAGCAUCACCGGAAGCGCCAACUUGGACGGAUUGACCGCCCUCUCCGGCGCUGUGCCCGCGAGCCUUCGCCGGCGUCUGCAGCAGAGCGUCGCCCUCGGCCGGCGCGUUAACGAGCUCGAGCGGAUGCUCGUCGCCACGGAGGCUUCGCGCGACGCCGCCGUAGCCAAGGUUGACGAGCUGGAGGGCGAGUUGAGGCGCGCCAAGUCGCGAGCGAUUGACGCCUCGCAGCCGUACAACUACCUCGUCGAUCGCAUCGCCGACGUCGAGCGAGACGCGGACGCCUCCGCCAGGCGGGAGCGGGAGAUGGGCGAGAAGCUCGAGGCGGCGCGAGCGGCGGCACACGCGGCGCGGGAGGAGGCGACGGCGCUGCGUAAGGACCUGAAGGCUGCGCUCGACGAGCGGAGCGAGCUGGCGGCGAUUAAGAACAUGCUCAAGGGCGCGUCGGGGCGAACGGCGCUCGCGGCGAAAAAGUGA
Messenger RNA from Micromonas commoda, 2166 nucleotides. RefSeq lists its product with no specific name. The transcript has a single exon. Gene Ontology annotation, cellular component: centriolar satellite. The coding region runs from base 1 to 2166 and encodes 721 amino acids. The record is from RefSeq and is a predicted model, not a curated record. Lineage: Eukaryota; Viridiplantae; Chlorophyta; Mamiellophyceae; Mamiellales; Mamiellaceae. Gene Ontology annotation, biological process: cilium assembly.